CCGACACGAAUUUGGCGGCUUGCGGGUGGCUUUUUCGGCGUGCACCUGUUUUGUUUACAUCGGCGGCGUGCUAGACGAAGCUUGUCAAUCAAAAUAGGUGAUGAUAACGAAGUGUUCUACAUCGGUGUUGUGAUUUCAGAAUGUGAUAAUGUUUUCUGUCUGAUAAAAGUUUACCGUUGUUUAGGCGUAUUAUUGCAGAAAUCUGGGUACCAACGAUGUUUUACAGAUUUCCCUUCUUAAUAUGCAUUGUAUCUUUGAAUCUCAUCCAAGAGUGAAUCUGUGAAUCUAGCCAAUUUUUACCCUGUAAAGACCAUAUUAAAAUAACCUUAUACACUCUAAAAGAUACUUAGUAAACGCAAGGGUGCAUAUUUGUGACAUAACAUUAAGUUUAAAAGGAAAAGAAAUGCAUCUGCUAUACCGUUAAAUAUUUAUCUAGAAAAGCCUUAGUCAUAGCCAAAGAAAUAUAAUCGUACUUGAUUUGGUGUUACAUUUGCAACUUUGCGUUGGGAAGACUAUUGUGUUCAUCUUAUUGGAUAUUAUAAACUUACCAUCACUGACAUCUCCCCAGAGUUGUUUUGGAUUGACAGGACAGAAAGGGGAGAGAGCCAAAUUAAAUGGAGAAUAAAAAAGUCUACUUCAAAUAAAAUUAAAGGUUUUGAAAAGAAGAGACAUUUCGUUUGUGGAAGCUAGCUACCCGCCAUGGCAUCAAAAAAGGAGGAUGUCAUCUAAACGGAAAAGUCCUCCGACGAAGUUUACUUUGGACGAUAUAAGAAAUGGCCUUCACCAUCACCGACCUUCUCUCGAUAUCCAAGACAAAGAUCCGCAGCACUCGUUUAAUACCCCGCCUAUCCAGGAAGUCGAAGAAACUGCACUAAACCUCCGCCAAGAGCAACAAAUUUCUCACAGCUCAAACGAACGAUUACAGCUCGAAGACGAUUAUCCGUACGAAGACGAAGAGGAAUCAUUUCUUGAUGAGAUGACCUCCUCUCCCGUUGCUUCGGACAGUUGCUCUCCGUACACAUCCAGGUUAGCGGACCCAGAUUCGGACAGUGUGAUCAGUGACGCAGAAGGUGGCAGACCAGAGGGUAAUUUAUCUGGUGGACCCUCUGCAUUUUGUCAUCCGAGUAGGAAACAAAGACUUCUACAGAGCGUUUCUGCAGAGGGCGAAUCAAAUAUCAGAGAUUCGGACGAUUCAGACUCCGAUCCCGGCUGCUACAGCGGCAGUGAGUGUGGACUUGUAGUGAGUGGGGGGGAACAAAGACUUAUUUCACCAGGACACUCCAGGACUUUAGAGACAGUGCCCUCGCCCUGUAGCAGUCACCACAGUGACGCUGGUGGUGGCGGAAGAGCGGCCAACCGGCGGUCAAUGGACGACGUUCUUAAAAAGUUGACUUCUAAAAUGAACAUUAGUACGUCCCUUAGUGAAAACCCUCAAGGACUGUGCUCUUCGGAGAGUAUUAGGUUUCAGACCGAAUCCUCAUGCAAAAAGCAAACGAAUGGGAGCGGCGAGGGGAGUACUUUGCUGAUGGACAGCGAAGCAAUCAAAGCUGCCCUAUCUGAGAAAAGUAUUUCGGAUAAAGAACGCGUCUUAACAGAAAUGAUCGCUCACCUUCAGCAAGUGCGGGAACAAAUACUUGCACAGCAGCAGCAGAGAGAGAUGGAGCAGAGCAACGAGAGGAACAGCGUAUUGGAGAAGGAGCGGCAAGAGUUAAUUGAAAGGCAGCAACAACAGCUUUUCCAUCAACAACAACAAAUUCAGGAGCUUCAAUGUCAAAUCAAUGGUCAUCCAAUGGCCAAAGCUAUGAUGGGGUCUUUCAUACCCUCAUUUGAAACUCCGCACCCGGCCAUGAGUCCUCCCGGACCGAUACGACCGAUGCCAACCACUGCUGGAAUAAGACCGGACAACACAGGGCUGGCCGUUGCUCAGCAGUGGAUUCCUUCCCAAGUCCUGAGUCCCAGCCCCAGUAUAAGCGGCUCUGAUCUGGACACAGAAUCCGAUGCCCCACUCAAUCUUUCUAAACCCAAGCAUGCGAAAGGUUCAUCGAGACGGACAUCCAGAAGUCCUGGAAAUGAGCUGAAAGUGUGUGAAAGAGGAAGCCCUAUGUCUCCGAGUAGCCUGCAACAGCACAGAAGUCAAAAUAUGGCAGAAAUGGCAGCCAUGGCUCAUCAUAUGCUUCGAGGACCUCCAUCCAUACCGAUACCCCCAUCAGCUUACCUUCCAGGAGCUUAUACAGCAAUGCCACUGCACUUGAGACAGUCUGCUGUCAUUUCCCAACAAGAUAAAAUGAAAGAACUGUCGCAACCUAUUCCAAGCAGCCACAUUCCUCAACAUGGUGGAGCUUUCCAGAACUUCAACCUACACAUGUACCUGUCUCAGUGCAUGAAUCCCCAUGACCCCUGUGAUAUUGCUCCUCCAACUUUGGACUCAACUGAGAAGAAACAUGAUACACAUUUGGCAUCCUCUCCAAGCAAACUAGUGGGAGCAAAAAUUAUUCGUCAAACGAAAAAGGAAGGUGAGUCGAAACCCCACAUCAAGCGACCAAUGAAUGCAUUCAUGGUAUGGGCAAAAGAUGAGAGGAGAAAAAUUCUUAAAGCUUGUCCUGAUAUGCACAAUUCCAAUAUAUCUAAAAUUUUAGGUGCCCGUUGGAAAGCCAUGUCCAAUGGAGAGAAGCAGCCUUAUUAUGAGGAACAAUCUCGUUUAAGUAAACUGCACAUGGAGAAGCAUCCAGAUUACAGGUAUAGACCUCGGCCAAAGCGAACAUGUAUAGUUGAUGGAAAGAAACUUAGAAUCUCAGAAUAUAAACAGAUGAUGAAGUCACGAAGGCAAGAAAUGCGCACAUUAUGGUAUCGUGAUGGUGGUAUUGGAGUUAUAGACUCUCCUACAAUGGUUACACCUGCAUCUUCUUUACUGUCCAUGCCAAAUGUUUCUGUGGGCUCCAGUGAAAUGGCUGGUACACUUGGAAUAAAACUUUCACCAUCUAAUGGAACAAUGGAUGGGCACAUGUUACCUUCAGAUCCUCUAUCUCCGGACAGAACCUCUCCCCCAACUACCUCAACGUCUCUUCCGAGAAUAAAAAGUGAUGAACAUGACAGCUCUCUGUCAAUGGAAACAACUACAUGAGAAUAGCCCAGCCUCUUUUGUAGGAUAUUAAACCUUAGCAUUUAAAGAUUUCUGGAUUUCAGUAUCAAGAAAUAUUUGCUUUCUAAACCACACAGACAGUGUAUAUAGCUGUAAAUUUCAAUUGUCAUCCUUGUUUAUGUCAUAUAAAAAAAAGAAGAGAUUGCAAUGUUCCUCGUAUGAUUGAUAUUGAAAUUACCAGUUGGGAUUUCAGAACAUCUCAGUGUGCUAAUGUGAAGAUUUGUGAAUAAAUUGUUUUAUAGUACAAGUUGAAAAGUGAAAAUGUAUUUUCAAAAAGAAAGAUAUAUUUCUCAAAGCAUUUUACUAAAUGCUUUUUACAAAGUUUUCACUAAAAUUUUCACUGUAUCAAAUUGUAUAGAAAAUUCAUUAGGGCUGAAGAAAAUGGAAAUUUUUUGUGCAUGCGAUUUUUUUUAAUGCACAGCUCAAGCUCAGAAUGAUAAUGAGAAAAUAAAAAAAAUUAUGUUCAUUAAAAAGUGCAUACUUUACACACCUUUAUACAUAUUUUAUUUACAGGCAUGUUAACGUUUUUAUUAAUACUUUUUUAUAAUCAGAAGUGCAAACUUAUUUCACCAAUUGACAGAGUUAAAUGAUAUAGAGAAUAAUGCAUAAGAUAAAAAAAUCAUAAUAUUCUGUAUUAAUUCUAUGAUGUAUGGCAUUAGAAACCAUUUUUUGUUUGUUAAAUAAUAAAAAAAUGAUGAAAAUAUUCAUAAAUAUAUCAUUUGGAUAUAUACUGUAAAUUAAAUUUAUACAACAUUAGUGAAAUUUUUUUUUGGUUAAUUGAAAAUAAUUAUUAAAAUGUUCAUAAAAAUAUCAGUGGCUAUACUAUAAAUUAAAUUUGUUUUAAAUACCAUCAAUAAAAUUCUUUUUUUUUUUUUUUAAAUUAUUAAGAAGCUUGUUUAUGGUGGUGCCACACUUUACUUAAAAUUAAAAAGACCAUGAGCAUAGCAUAACAGAAUGUAUAAGAAGUGACUAAAAUAAAAUGUAAAUCAACAAGAAGCAUAGUUGUUGCCUUUAAAUUAAUCAUGCUGCCGAAUACUUAACGAGUCACAUUUAUAGCCAUACAGAGAUUAAAAAAUAAAUCUCUCAUUUUGCACAGUGAUGAUUAAUUCUAUAAGACGAUAAAAGGCAUAUUAAUGUAAUAUAACACUAAAGUUGAAAAAUCGUAGAAAGACAUUUCCAAUGUUAAAAUUUUUUUCUUUUUGUCAUUAUUAGUAUACUAACACAAAUCGAUAAUUUUAUUCUUAUUUAUUUAAAUUAAGUCAGCUUUUAUGCCACUGAUAGCAAAUAAUAAUUUUAAUUUUUGUAUAUUCCUAUUUAAAGCAAAUACAGUGUUUCUAAAUCAUACGUAACAUUUAUGAAGCAAGUAAAGAACAAGAAAGUAAAGGCAUUUUGUUUCGAAGAAUGUAAAACGUGGUGCGAUUUCUUUCUUAAGCAUCAUGUUAUGAUUUUGAAUGAGAAAAUACUCCCCAAGAUCACCUUCGGAAAAGUUUUCUUCAGUCAUGUUUUUGAUGUAAAUAAUUUGUUCCAUCCCUCUUGCAUUUGUGAACAUGAACUGAAUUUUCUACAAAUUGUUCAAUAUUUAGCAAGAGGAUUUUCGUGUGUUUGAGAAUCCUCAUAGAGGGAAAAAAAUUAAUUAAAAAAAUUCAAUUAAUAAAUUAUUCAUUGUGCUUUGAUAAGAACCCAAAAGUGCAAAAUCCAUGAAAUAUACUCAAUGUUCUCUCUCAGGUACAUAUGCUAUAAUCUUAGUCUAGCAUUUAAACUACUUGUUCUAUCCUAUCUGAGAAUGAACAUUAACUAUAAGCAGAUAAUAAUAGUUGCAGUAUAGUAAUGAGGAGCUUUUUAAAGUUUACAGGAUAUUUAUAUCGUCAAGGAAAAUCCUGUAGAGUUAGACAAUACCAUACUUGAUUGAAUGAUUCUUUUUUACUUUGCAGUUUAUUUUCAUGCUAGUGCCAGAUCAGGAUCUUCAUAAGUUUACAAUCACAAUGCUGGAAGUAUUAAAAAAAGCUAAACUUAAUCGACAGCAAUCAGAACAUCAGGAUUUGGGCAGUUAGGCAUCAAGUCAGUAAUGAGAAAUGUAAUUUGGACACUUUUUCCCACAAAAAAUCAGUAUCAUCUGAGGUAAUCCAUACUUUAUAUGUAAGAUUCAUGACUAAUAGCUGUUCUGUGCUAAUGAAUGCUGAAUAAAAUUUUUUUGCAUUUAACUUCGAUAUACUGUGCACAGAUUAGCUAUCAGUUAUUAACCUGAUUGGUAAUGGUAUUAUAGGAGUUUGCAGAUAAUUGGCUUUACAGCAAUAUACGUGGUUCCAGUUUACUGAAACCUCAUCUUAUCAUUAUUCAGUAGUAACAAGAUUACGAACUGAAUUUUAAAAACAAUACAUCGGUCCAGGGAAAUAGAUUUCAUUACCAAAUACUGAACUAGCAUCUCGGAUUUCCUGAUCUUUUGGCUUUUAUUUGUGGGGUCACUUAUGCUAUGAUAUUUAGAGUAUACUCUAAAACUAAUCUGGCAGAAUUUUGUAAAACUGACAAAAAUUUGGAAUAACUCAGAGAUGACGCAGAAAAAGUAGUAGAUGUAUUCAAUAACAGAUACAGCUAAGAACAGCAUUGACAUUUUUACAUGUGAAUGUAAACAGAAGGUACAAAGGUACAAGUUUCUAUACUCCCUCUUCACGAUUUUAUUUUUUUAAAUAAAUAUAAUUUUCAAAUUCUCGCAGAGAUCCUGUUCUGCUGGUUGUAAGUAUAAGGAAAAGCAAAUAAGAAUUUGUUUCGUAUGUAUAGAAUUUUUUGCCAUGGAAAAGUAUUAAGUGUUUUAGUGCAACUUUUCAAACUGGAACCUUUGUUUUACGGUUUUAUGUAAAAAACAUUCGAUCCUUCAUAAAAAUUCUCAUGCAAUUUUAACUCUUUGAUUAUGAUUGGGGUUAUAUAUUUUAUAGUGAAAUUGAUAAGCAAAGGUUUAAGAAAAUUUGUACCUAGAAUUAGGUAUAGGAUUAAUUUAAAAAAAAAAAAAAAAAAAACAGCCACCUUUUUCAAACACCUUGUAUAUAACUAUUUUCUAUCAACAUACAAAUAUGAAAGUUCCAUGCUUCCCAUUUAAGUUCAAAUGAAUCUUAUGAAGUUAACCAGUGCACAGUGUGAAAACUGUCAUAUUGAACACAAACUGCCUUUACUUCUUUUUUCCUGUAUUUGUAUAAAAAAUAUUUAAAAUUACAUAAAAAGGAAAAAUGACUAAAAUUUUAUAUAUGAUAAAGAGUAAAUUAAAUAUAAAAAUAUACCUAAACAAGUAACCAAUCUUUGAAAUGUUAUAUAACAAAAAAAUUAUGUCAUAUAUAAAAGUAUACAUAAUUAUAAAACCAUUUUAAUUACAACAGCUGGAUACUAAUUUGCAUUAUAGGUUUUUAAGUAAAAAGGAAGUUUCUAAAAAUACAGAAAUACUCUACUGCUUUUAAUGCAUUUCUUUACAUAGUGAAUGAUUAUGUAUUUGUUUAAAUAAAUUAUUACAGUGAUUUCAAAUCAAAGCAUGAAAAAUGCUAUAUAACAUGAAUAUUGAUUGUUGUCUGAUUAAUGGAUAGCAUAUUGAAAAUAAACUUUACAUUCUUCAAUAUGCAUUUCAUUUGAUUCUGUGUACUCUGCAAAACUUGUGUACUGUUGUUCUGCAAUUUUGUGCUUUUAUCCAUUAAAGAUUCCAAGUUCUUUUGUGACAGAACUUUACUCCAGCAUGUAAUAUUUCUUUAAUAAUGUGUACAGAAUGUUUAAGUGCAUGUAAUGCCUUUCUGAUACUGAACACAAAUAUUUUGUUGUUGGCCAGUUGCUGAAAAAAAGGGCAUUUGAGGUGGCAUAAUGCCUAAAACAAAUCUUAAGGUUACAAUGUUUGAUGCAGGGUUUUGAUUAUAAUGUGCAAAUAUAACUGCUCAAUGUGAACUACCUUCUAGUCUGUGAUUUAAUCCAUCUCUUGCAGAGUACUUUUUUUUUAACAGUAUUAUUGGAAAAACAAAGGUGGUUAUAGUUUCAUCUUCUGGUUUGUACAAUGUGCUGUGUUAUUGUUUGAAAAUUUAAGUAUUUAGAAUUCAUCUGGAACUAAUUGAAAAUAAACCACUUUUGUGAAUACAUAGUGUUAUUUAUUUGUAUUUUGUCUGCUUUAUCUUUUUAUAAUUUAUUGAAGUAUACAGGCGUGUUCAAAUAUAAGUAGAUUUAAUAAGGAAAGGCUUUCAUCAUAAAAACUGUUCUUUCUCUCAAUAAUAUGAGUAUGAAUAAACUCAAUUUCAAAUACAAAAUAAAACUUCAGUUGCAAAAACAUUGUAGAUCCUAAAAUAAAAAAUUAGGGAGACAGUGCUGUUUGGCAGUCGUCCAAAGUUUCCAGGAAAAUACAAAAAAGAAAAUAAGCAUAUCCAAAUAGACUAAUGCAGAAUCUUAAUUUCAAUGUAUCUAUAUACUGUUGAGUUAUUUGUUUAUACAGGGUUAAGGACUUUUAAGGACCAUCAAUGAAAAAAGUUAAGGACCUAUCAAGCAAAUAGGAACUAAAUAAACUAAAUCAGUUAUCUACACUCGAACUUCACUUUUGUAAUUUGUAACAACAAAAUAAAUCUGUAUAUAGGAAACAUUACUAUUAUAUUGCAGAGUGAUUAGGGAUCCCCCCCUUAAAAAAAAAAAAAAAAAAAAAAAAAA
Stegodyphus dumicola is the source of this 7798-nucleotide messenger RNA. RefSeq lists its product as uncharacterized. Gene Ontology annotation, molecular function: RNA polymerase II cis-regulatory region sequence-specific DNA binding; DNA-binding transcription factor activity, RNA polymerase II-specific. The record is from RefSeq and is a predicted model, not a curated record. NCBI's taxonomy places the organism in Eukaryota, Metazoa, Arthropoda, Arachnida, Araneae, Eresidae. Gene Ontology annotation, biological process: regulation of transcription by RNA polymerase II; cell fate commitment. Gene Ontology annotation, cellular component: nucleus.